This is a messenger RNA of Phycodurus eques (leafy seadragon), 1410 nucleotides long. RefSeq names its product transcription factor AP-2 delta (activating enhancer binding protein 2 delta) (gene tfap2d). Gene Ontology annotation, biological process: regulation of cell population proliferation; anatomical structure development; regulation of transcription by RNA polymerase II. Gene Ontology annotation, cellular component: nucleus. The coding region runs from base 37 to 1410 and encodes 457 amino acids. The record is from RefSeq and is a predicted model, not a curated record. Lineage: Eukaryota; Metazoa; Chordata; Actinopteri; Syngnathiformes; Syngnathidae. Gene Ontology annotation, molecular function: DNA-binding transcription factor activity, RNA polymerase II-specific; RNA polymerase II transcription regulatory region sequence-specific DNA binding. The transcript is spliced from 8 exons.
CAACAACAAGAACGUGUUACUUUGGAGAAAAACACAAUGUCAGCGACCUUCCCGGGACUUGUCCACGACGCUGAGAUACGUCACGACGGAUCAAACAGCUACCGGCUGAUGCAGCUCGGUUGCCUGGAGUCCGUGGCCAACUCGUCGGUCGCCUACUCCUCCACCUCCCCGCUCACCUACCCGGCGCCGGCGGGCACGGAGUUCGCCUCUCCUUAUUUCUCGGCCAACCACCAGUACACCCCCCUGCACCACCAGUCCUUCCACUAUGAGUUCCAGCACUCCCACCCGGCCGUGGCCCCGGAGGCCUACGGGCUCAACUCGCUCCACUCGGGCCAGUACUACCAGCAGAUCCACCACGGGGAGCCCGCGGACUUCAUCAACCUGCACAACGCGCGCUCGGCUCUCAAGUCGUCGUGUCUCGACGAGCAGCAGCGGCGAGAGCUGGGCUGCCUCGACGCUUACCGGCGACACGACCUGUCGCUCAUGACGUCACACGGCUCCCAGGCCUACGGCGUCGGGAUGCACCACGCGGACCAGAGGCUGCUGCCUGCCGCCGGUCUGGGCCUCUCCUCGGCCGCGGACGACCUGCAGGGCUCCGUGGAAGCGCAGUGUGGGCUCGUGCUCAACGGCCAAGGGGGCGUCAUCCGCAGAGGGGGAACUUGUGUGGUGAAUCCGACAGAUCUAUUCUGCUCGGUACCAGGUCGACUGUCGCUACUCAGCUCCACCUCUAAGUACAAAGUCACCAUCGCGGAGGUGAAAAGAAGACUGUCACCACCGGAGUGCCUCAACGCCUCUCUACUGGGUGGAAUACUGCGCAGAGCCAAGUCAAAGAACGGCGGGCGGUGUCUCCGGGAGAAAUUAGACCGUCUCGGCCUCAACCUGCCGGCAGGACGGAGGAAAGCUGCCAAUGUCACACUGCUCACCUCCCUGGUGGAGGGAGAAGCGCUCCACCUGGCAAGAGACUUUGGCUACACCUGUGAGACGGAGUUUCCCAGCAAGGCGGUGGGCGAACAUUUGGCCCGGCAGCACAAUGAGUCCAAAGAAACCAACGCACGAAAGAAAAUGGUUUUGGCUACAAAGCAAAUCUGUAAGGAGUUCCAGGACAUGUUGAGCCAAGAUCGUUCUCCUCUGGGCUCCUCCAGACCGACACCCAUCCUGGACCUGGACAUUCAGAGACACCUUACACACUUCAGUCUAAUCACUCAUGGCUUUGGUACACCGGCUGUUUGCGCAGCUCUCAGCACUUUCCAAACAGUCCUGAGCGAGAUGCUCAACUACCUGGACAAAAACUCAAGCGGCAAAACAAGCGGACCGACUGAUCAGCAGAUUAACAGCAGCUCGGAAAAGUCGCAGCUCCGCAAAGCAGUUGAGCCCCAGAGCAAGGAUGGCAAAACGGAAAAGACUGAGUAG